Messenger RNA from Pseudoliparis swirei, 928 nucleotides. RefSeq names its product CMP-N-acetylneuraminate-beta-galactosamide-alpha-2,3-sialyltransferase 1-like. The transcript has 6 exons. The record is from RefSeq and is a predicted model, not a curated record. The coding region runs from base 1 to 702 and encodes 233 amino acids. Gene Ontology annotation, molecular function: beta-galactoside (CMP) alpha-2,3-sialyltransferase activity. NCBI's taxonomy places the organism in Eukaryota, Metazoa, Chordata, Actinopteri, Perciformes, Liparidae.
AUGAAGCGCCUACAGGUCGACAGGCGUAACUUCAAUGCCUACAAAGAAACGGUGAACAAGAUGUUUCAGAUGUUCCCAAGAAAUACCGAAGUUGAACCACCCAGCCGCGACCGGUGCAGGACUUGUGCUGUGGUGGGCAAUUCUGUGAAUUUGAAGCGAUCACAUUACGGACCUCUCAUAGAUUUCCAGGACUUCGUCAUAAGAAUGAACAGAGGUCGAAUCAAAGGCUAUGAAGCGGAUGUUGGGACCAGGACAACUCAUCAUGUCAUGUAUCCAGGGAGCGCUAUGCAUUUAGACAACACCACACAUCUCGUGCUGUUUGCCUUUAAGAUACUGGAUCUUGAUUGGGCUAUGAAGUCCCUCAACACAGGAAUCUCAUAUAAAGAGAGAGCACUCAAGGCCAAUAUGGACUUGGUGAUGGUUCUUAAUCCAGCUUUCAUGAGGUAUGUUCAUGAAGUGUGGCUAAAGAAGAAGGGCAAAUAUUCAUCCACUGGCUUCAUGGCUUUGGUUCUCGCCCUGCACAUGUGUGACGAGGUCCAUGUGUUCGGCUACGGAGCGGACCGUCAAGGAAGAUGGAGUCAUUACUGGGAACGUAUGAAAAGAGGGAAGUUAAAAACUGGAGUGCAUCAUGGAGAUGUGGAGUAUGCACUGAUCAAUGAGCUUGAUCAGAAUAAAAGACUCACAUUUUAUAGGGGGGGGUGAUUUUUCUCUCAGCGUUUAACGUAUUCAAGCCUCGGGAUUGAAUCUCAUCCAGAGCUAAACGAGACCCAGAAGCCUUCAGGAGACGUCAGGUGACGUCUGUUCUCAGACUAUUCUAACAUUAAUGAAGUAGUGAGUUCAGGGGAAAUUAAUUUAAAAUCGAAUGUUUAUUAAAAUUUGAACGUGAUAGCUUUUUACCAAACAGCAUAAAUUGUUUCAAGAAACGUUU